Canis lupus familiaris (dog) is the source of this 1439-nucleotide messenger RNA. Its product is annotated as beta-citrylglutamate synthase B-like. Gene Ontology annotation, molecular function: ATP binding; metal ion binding; ligase activity, forming carbon-nitrogen bonds. Gene Ontology annotation, cellular component: cytoplasm. The transcript is spliced from 2 exons. Lineage: Eukaryota; Metazoa; Chordata; Mammalia; Carnivora; Canidae. The record is from RefSeq and is a predicted model, not a curated record. Bases 51 to 503 code for a protein of 150 amino acids.
AACUACCCUUGCAAUUGUAGAAUAAACCUUCUUUAAAUGGUGGUGUGGGGAUGAUGUGCUCGUUGAGUGAACAAGGAAAGCAGCUAGCUAUCCAGGUGUCUAAUAUCCUAGGGAUGGAUGUGUGUGGCAUUGACCUAUUGAUGAAAGAUGACGGCUCCUUCUGUGUCUGCGAGGCCAAUGCAAAUGUAGGUUUCAUCGCCUUUGAUAAGGCUUGUAAUCUAGAUGUAGCUGGUAUCAUAGCGGACUAUGCCGCCUCCCUCCUGCCCUCUGGCCGGCUCACCCGGCGUAUGUCCCUGCUCUCCGUGGUGUCCACGGCCAGUGAGACUAGUGAGCCGGAGCUGGGUCCCCCAGCCAGCACUGCUGUCGACAACAUGAGCGCAAGUUCCAGCUCUGUUGACAGCGACCCUGAAAGCACGGAGCGAGAGCUACUCACCAAGCUCCCAGGGGGCGUAUUCAACAUGAACCAGCUGAUAGCCAAUGAAAUCAAACUCCUGGUGGAGUGACUCCACCGGUAAAUAAUUAACCAACAAAACCCUUGUAAAACUCACUUUCUUUUUCUUCUUUUUUUUUUCUUUCUUUCUUUUUUUUUUUUUUAACCAACUUGCAAUGCUGUUCAUGGAAGGUACUCAGGAAGAUGAGAGAAAAUUGAUUAGAAUUAGUUAGGAGAGAAGAAAGGGGAAAUAGACUAGACCUCUACUGUUGUUACUGACUUCCAUUUACAGAUACUACAGAUAGAAAGGCAGAAGAGGUGAGAUUCAGAAAAACGUCAGGCUCUUAUAGUUAACCCCCCCCCCCAUAGUUACCCUUUUAAAUUAAUCAAAAAUAUGUAGCUCUCAGGCCAUGAAAAACACAGUUUUUUUUCAUGGUCCCUUGCUUUUGCUUUUGUACAGUUCCUACAAAUUUUAGCAUAGCAUAACUCACAUUGUGUUGCAAAGAUGUAACGAGUGAGAAAAACAUCUACCUAAAUUACAGAAAUUUUUACAUGCAAAUCUGAAAAUUCUGACUUUACCAUAUUAACUAGCAACUUUAUGUUCAUAGUUUAUGAAAUCUUGAGCUCUUUUACUGGGAUUUAUGAUUUUUGGUUUUUGGUUUUCCCUUAAUUUGGGUGGGAGGGCAACAUUAAUAUGACCCAAUAAAGGUCUUUUAAUGACAAAACUGGCAUUUUUGCAUGAUGGGGAAAUGAACAGUAUUGCAAUGUCUGGUACACAAAAUGACAUUUACUCCAAUGUAGAUAAAAUUACACUAGUUUAAAAUAUGUGCAUUGACUUGUAUUUGUUAGUGUUUUAAUCUUUUUGAAAGAUAUAUGCUCUGUUAAUGUUGCAAAUUUUUUUUAAUACAUGCUAGUCUAACAUUCCCUGAACUAUGCCUGCAUCUUUAACAAUGGCCAAAGUGAAGAAAGUGCUACCUUUUUUGUUAACAAGACACUGACUUGAAACAUG